AAUGUGAAACGUCGCUCUGUUCGCUUUGGUAUCGUGGAGAGAGAUGAUGGUGGGCCUCCAGUGAUCCUGGGCUCAGCAUCCGAAUCCAGCUCAGAGGAAGAAGAAGAGGAAGAAGAGACACCUGAGGAUAAAGCUGAGAAGGACACCUCUGUUUCUUUGCCCGUCUACCAGCGAAUAGGAAUUCUUAAGCAGAAGGACAAUGAGAUCCAAAAGCAAGAAGAAGAACGACUGAAACAUUUAGAAUUUGAACAAAUACGGAGAGCAGAGGAGAGCGAACAGGCAAGACUUAAGUUAGAAGAGGAGCGUAAACGAGAAGAGGAAGAAAGGGAGAAAGAAAAGGCCAGGCAGAGGGAAGAGCUUAGGAUCAGGGAAGAGGAGAAACGGAGAGAGGAGGAAAGGGAAAGAGAGAGGUUGGAGGAGGAGGAAAUGGAGAGACAUCGGAAGGAAGAAUGGGAGAGAGAAAGGUUAAAAGAAGAGGAAAGGGAAAGGGAAAGGCUCAGAGAAGAAGAGAUGGAAAGAGAAAGACAGAUGGAGGUGAUGUGGCAGAGACAGAGAGAGGAGGAAAGAGAGAGGGCGAAGCAGAAAGAGGAGAGACUAAAGCGAGAUCUGAAGGAGAGAGAAGAAGAGGAGGAGAUGAAAGAGGAGAGACUGAGAGAAGAAAGAAAAAGACAGAGGCUGAGAGAGGAGGAGAGUUUGAUUAAUGAACACGAGGAACACAGAUUUGAAGGGAAACUGAGAGAGGAGGAAAUGACUAAAGAGAAACAAAGAGAGGAGGAGUGGGAAAGAGAGUGGGUGAAACAGACAGACAGUUUGAGAGCAGAGGAAGAAAAAAGAGAGAGAGAAAAGGAGUUGGAGUUGAUGUGGCAGAGACAGAAAGAGGAGGACGAAGAGAGGGCAAGGCAGAAAGAGGAAAGACUCAAACAAGAGGAGAGGGAGAAAGAAAGAUUAAGAGAUGAGGCUGAGGAAAGAGAGAGGGAGAAGCAAAGGAGGCUGGAAGCAGAAGAGAGGAUGAAGGAAAGGCAGAGACAGGAGGAGAGGAUAAGAAGGGAGCUUGAAAUGCAGAAAGAGAAAGAGGAAGAGAUGGAGAGACUAAGGCAAAUAGAAAAACAGAGAGAGGAGGAGAGAGAGAGGGCGAAGCAGAAGGAGGAGAGACUAAAGCAAGAUCAGAAGGAGAGAGAAGAAGAGAGAGUGAAGGAGGAGGAGAUGAAAGAGGAGAGACUGAGAGAGGAAAGAGAAAGACAGAGGCUGAGAGAGGAGGAGGAGAGAUUGAUUAGUGAACAUGAGGAAAGGAAGAGACAGAUAGAAAAAGAAAGAGUGGAGGAGCUGGAGAGAAAAAUGCAAGAAGAAUUUGAAAGAAAGCAAGCAAAAGAAAUGGAAGAUAAGCUAAGAAUGGACGAAGAGAGAGAAAGGAAAGAACUUGAGUUGACCAACAGGGAACGAGAGAGCACAGGGGACAAGGUUGAGUCAAAUUUGAUCAGCUUUGACUCUGAAGAUGCGCCACAGAAGUCUCAAACACCACAUUCCCUCUCAGCAAAAACGUAUGAGCCCAAAGAGAGUCAAAUAGAAGUUGCUUACGAUGACUUCUCCGUCGGCAGAAAGUCUCUGAUCGACGUGGAUUUUGAUGAUUUUUCAGUCAAACCAAAGAGAUGGGGCUCAAAGGCUAAAGCAGAAACCAGUCCGCUCGUGCAGAGCUGGGCAACCAGUCCUGUGGAGUUGCUGGUGCCCCUGAAUGUAUGGUCUCAGGAAAACAAAGUACCAGACCGCCCAGAGCCUACACCAGCUGCGGAGAGUCCAGAGGAGGAGGAGGAGGAGGAGGAGGAGGAGGAGAAGAGGCCAGAGGAGGGACAGCUGAUCUCCACAGAGGGAAGCAUGUCAGAAUGA
This is a messenger RNA of Seriola dumerili (greater amberjack), 1881 nucleotides long. Its product is annotated as trichohyalin-like. NCBI's taxonomy places the organism in Eukaryota, Metazoa, Chordata, Actinopteri, Carangiformes, Carangidae. The transcript has 2 exons. The record is from RefSeq and is a predicted model, not a curated record. The annotation marks the transcript as partial.